Messenger RNA from Aspergillus neoniger CBS 115656, 297 nucleotides. RefSeq lists its product as uncharacterized. Lineage: Eukaryota; Fungi; Ascomycota; Eurotiomycetes; Eurotiales; Aspergillaceae. The transcript has 3 exons. The record is from RefSeq and is a predicted model, not a curated record. Bases 1 to 297 code for a protein of 98 amino acids.
AUGCGACAACACAUCUGGGCUGGACUAAUUAACGGCUUCAUUAUUGCAUCUAGGCAGCUCUUCCAUCUGGCAUUGGCUCAGUUGUGCGUGGGUUUCAAGCACAGCGGCAAUGCAAACCCCAGCUUGUUUGCUGACAGUGUGUCUUUGUAUCCUAAGAGGGGCUACGGCGGACUGCGAUCGGGUCCAGACUGGCACAUACGAGCCCAGUUGCCACCACCUCUGCGCCUUCUCCAUACAAAAGCUGCAAGAAAUCCGGUUCCUGGGCGCCUAAUGAGUUGUUGCAGUCUGAGUUUCUAA